Messenger RNA from Fonsecaea erecta, 777 nucleotides. RefSeq lists its product as hypothetical. The transcript is spliced from 2 exons. The coding region runs from base 1 to 777 and encodes 258 amino acids. Lineage: Eukaryota; Fungi; Ascomycota; Eurotiomycetes; Chaetothyriales; Herpotrichiellaceae. The record is from RefSeq and is a predicted model, not a curated record.
AUGACCUUCACUAUCCGCGAAUCUGUCCCCUCGUCCCGCCUGGACGGCAAGGUGGCCAUUGUGACGGGUGGCGGCCGCGGUAUCGGGCGCGGCAUUGCCGUCGAGCUGGGCAAACGGGGCGCGAGCGUCGUGGUCAACUAUUCGCUCAGCGUGAAGCCGGCGAACGAGGUUGUGUCGGAAAUCAUGGCUCAGGGGGCCGACGCCGUCGCCAUCCAGGCCGACAUAUCCCAACCGGAGCAGAUCACGCGGCUGUUCGAGCAGGCGCAGGAGCACUUUGGCGGCGUCGACAUUGUGAUCUCCAACGCCGGAAUGGAGCACUUCGGGGCCGUCGAUCAGGUCACACCGAAAGCGUUCGACGAGGUCUUCGGUCUCAACACGCGGGGCCAGUUCUUCGUGGCUCAGAACGCGCACCGCUUCCUCCGGCCGGGGGGGCGACUGGUGCUAACGUCGUCGAUCUCGGCGCACGUGGGCAUGAAGGAACACGCGCUAUAUGCAGGCAGCAAGGCGGCCGUGGAGGCUUUCGCGCGCUGCCUGGUCCGCGAAUUCGGGCCACGCCGGGUCACCGUCAACGUCGUGGCCCCCGGCGGCGUCGACACGGACAUGGCCGCCGAGGCCGGCUGGAAGUACAUCCCCGGUGCGGACCCGUCGUGGACCGCAGCCGAUAUCUCGCGUUGGGUCGCGGCGCGGAAUCCCCUGGAGCGCACGGGCAAGCCGAACGACAUUGCCCGUGUGGUGGCGUUUUUGGCCAGCGAGGAUGGCGGGUGGAUCAAUGUGUGA